UCGUCGCUCUUGUGGAAAACCAAAAGGGAAAAGAAAAAGGAAACCCACUUCUUCUCCAGUCCACCUCCUGCUGCGAGAGCACGACGGAGACACAACCGAAGCAAAGCUUGCUUCUCCCCGCAGCAAUACAGCGCAAGACAACGAAUCCAAAAGGGAAGGGAAUAGCCGAGACGGAGAGCAAGAGGAACAGCGAGAGGAGCGCGGGGUGGUAGGACGGAGGCGGAGGAGAAAGUGGUGAAACCCUAGAAUUCCCACCCAUCCCCACGGUGAGGGUCCACUGGGGCUGCGCUCGGAUCUGCCUCGACGCUCGCGCUUGCGGCGGGGGAGAUCGGAGGACGACGACGCUGCUUGGGCUAUGGUUUGGACCUGAUGUCUGAGAAGGAGCAUAGAAGCACUUGCAGAGAUUAAGAAGCCAUAAAAGAUGCCACAUUCACCCUCAAGGAGGAGAUCUCCUUCAAGGGAAUCUGCUCACAGGAGGGUCAACGAUUUCGGGAAUGCACUGCCUGCUAAACCAAAGGAUGAUGAGCUCACAUUAUUCGCUGAUAUGCAGAAAACUGAGAUUGAGAACUUCUUACUGGAACCAUCCGAGGAUUUUGAUGAAUCCAUCUCAAAAUUGAGCUUUUUCCCAGAUGUUAAGCUUGGUAUCAAUGUCCCAGCACGAGGGGAAAGCCAUGAUUUGCUUAAGGUGGAUGGUGAUAAAAACGAUUAUGAGUGGCUGUUGACUCCUCCAGAGACUCCACUUUUCCGUUCGUUAGAUGACGAAGAAGACCGAUCUGUUGGCCAGGCUUCCAGGGGUAGAGCUCAGAGUAAGGCCAUGCAAAUCUCGAGGCCAUCCACGAUGGAUAAUGCUCAAAGGUCUAGCAGAAGCAGUGCAAGCCCAAAUAGGCUUAGCCUGUCACCACGCUCUAUGGCAAGGACAAAAUCGCCUAUUUCAGCUUCUCGUGCUAGCCCACCACUUUCUGUUCAACCACCAACGCCAUCCCGAAGACCUUCAACUCCUCCAGCUGCUAAGAUAUUGACACUUCCACAAAGGUCUGCAAGUCCAGUCUCUAGAAGGAUGAGUACUGGUUCAAGUGGCUCAGCAUUAAAUGGAACAAGGGGAGCCUCUCCAGUUAAAGCUAAUCACAGAUCUUCUUCCCCAAAACCUCAAGGAUGGCAGUCCAAUGAUCCUGCUUUCUCUUAUAAUGCACCUCCAAACCUUCGUACAUCUCUACCAGAUCGUUCGGUAUCCCGUUCAAGGGGUGGAUCCCCUACAUCUUUCAGUGGACUAGAUACAGGUUCAAGAGGUCGAAGGCAAUCAAUGUCUCCUACUCCAACUAGAAGAGCCAGUUCAUCACAUAGCAUUGAACGAGAUCGAUUGAGCACACACAGCAAAGCUUCUGCAACAUCGUCUGGUGAUGAUGAUCUGGACUCAAUGCAGUCUAUAUCUAUUGGCUAUUCCAGCAGCCCAGCUGUAAAAAAGAGCUUGGCAGUGAUGAAGACGAGAAGUAUUGCAUCAUCAAAGAAGCUGUCCAAGAAUUUUUCCCCUAUCUCAGCCCCAAAAUGGUCAUUUGAUUCUGCUGUUUGGUUGAUGGAUCAUCGGAAAGGUCCUCAAGAUAGGUUCCGGCCACUUCUAUCAAGUGUCCCUGCCACCACAUUUGGUGCUGGCAAAAUAAAUAAUGUGCACAAGCCUAUGUUCUCACACAAUUCCUCUAUGACAACUAGCAGUAAUGCAAGCUCUGAGCAUGGUGCCACUUUUGGCCCUUAUGUGGAAAGCGACCAAGAGCAACAGGAUCUUAUUGGUGAAUGGGAAGCAGAUGACGGCCUUCGAGUUCAUGAGGACAUAUUUAUGUUUGAUAAGCUGGAUGAGUUGAAUGAAGAAACCAGUUUCAAUAAGAACACAAAAUAUGUAGAAGAUUCGCCCAUCCAAGUAAAAUACGUGAAGAGUGAUAAACAUGACUUUGAUAUGGAAAGAUGGGCAGCUAAUCAAACGGCAUAUGAUGGUGCAAAUAGUUCUCAGGUUGGACAUGGUGAAAUGGCUACUUGCAGUAGAUGUGGGAUGUCUUUCAAUGUGAUGGAUUUGGAUGGAAAAGGUGACUCUUGCGAAGAAUGCUCUUCAAAGGUUGGAGGAUUUUCUGCAGACCGUAUGUUAUGGACUUCAGAAGCACAUCAACAUGAUAAUAAAAUUGUAAAUUCUGGGCCUUACGCUGAAUCUGAACCUUCUAUGGCCCCAGAUAGUGUAGACUACAGCAAACAUGCAUCUCUUGGAAAUCAAACGGUGAACAAUGAACCUUCAGCGGAUUGUACAGAAAAAUGUCCUCCAGGCCAGUUGAUGGUGGAUACAGACGAGGACAUGCUGCUGGGGCAGGAAGUAGUGAAUCAUGAGAAUAUGAGGCCCUAUCAUGUAUCUGACUCCUUGCUGGAAAAUGAAGAUGAUAUUUCAUUUAGUCGAUCUAGCGUGAGUAAUCAUCAACAAACAGAACCAACAUCAGCGGAGCAUGGCCCUUAUGGAGGCCAAAUGGAUAGUUGCAAUCAUGGAUUACCCCCAUGCCUUAGCGAGUCAAACUGCCAACAUAAUGAAGCUGUAUCUGAAACUGCAUUUGGUGAUAAUUCUCAUCAACUGGGAUCAAAUAUACAUCCGUUUCCAAAGGUUGAAAGUGCUGGGAUAUCGGUACUCUUACACCAGAAAUCAAGCAGCAACAAAUGGCCGGUCAUGGAAGGGAGGGCUCUAGCUGCUACUAAUAUUGUUUGUUCUGAACCAUAUUAUACAAGAGAUGGUAUAAAUAUGAUGAAACGUAGCUUUGGACGUGACAGCUCUUCAGCUUCUUCCAUUGAUUUAGGAUCUUCAAGGCAAUCAGAUGCACGCUUUGAGCGCCAUAGUAGCAGUAAGAAGGGUGACAUUGAGAAAGCUCAACUAAGUAGUACUAUGAGUCAUCAAAGCAUAGCUUCGGUGUCAGAUAUGUCAGUUAGUGGUUCUUCAGCUUCACUUUGCCAUCAGAGUGAUGCGAUUGAAGACACUUGUUCCCGAAUUGACACUUUGGAAAGCAGUGCUUCAAGAACUGUGGUUUCUACCGGAGAAGAUGGCUCUAGUAAGGAUGCUUUGUCAAAUGCUCUUGAGUGUUUGUCUACUGCACGGCCUAUUGUCAAUGAUGACAUCCCUGUUGACUUGAACUCCUCGAGCUUUGAUAGGUCGAGUGAGACAGAAGAUGUAAUUAGUAUGGGUAGGAUGGCUGACAACGAUCACUCCAGCACUAAUAUGUGUUUGUCAGAGAUGGAAGAGCCAAUUAAUGUUCAAGAAUCUUCAGCUGCCGAGGGAAGUUGCAUGCUAAAAACAGAUGAAGAUACUUCUGAUACCGUUCAGUGCUGUUUAGCUGGCACUCCAGAAUAUCCAAGUGAGGAGAACUUAGAUAACCUUAUAAUGCAGUCUCAAUCUGAAGUAGUUCAGGAUUCAAUUGAGGAACACAUAUUGGAUGAUUGUUGUGUUUCUGCCAUCUCAGAGGAAGAUGUGUUGGUUUCUAGGACAGGAACUAGCAUAAUAGAACUUCCCAACGAUGAAAAAUCACCUCAGGCAGUAGAAGGGUCGAGGAAACAGAUUCAGAGGUGCUUCACUUUAGAAGAAGCUACUGAUACAAUUCUCCUGUGUAGUUCUAUCGUUCAUGAUCUGGCAUACAAGGCAGCAACAAUUGCACUGGAGCACGAGCAAGAAUCAGAAUGCCCUCGACCAACUGUUACCAUCAUAGGGAAAUCCAUUCGAGACGAGGAUGGUUUCCUUAAGCUGCCCCACAGAAGAACCCCAAAUCGUAAGGUUAAAAGGAAAAGAUUGGAAGGUGAAACAACAACCAUCACAGAAACCGCUGAAAAAGAAUCCGUCGUCGAAGAUCCUUCACCUGCACGUUCUGCUUCAGGAAUCACAAGGGCAUCUGAUAAUAUGAAGCCUCCAAAGUUGGAAUCCAAGUGCAACUGUGUAAUUAUGUAAGUUACUUCAGGCAACCAUCCAGUAUGCCAAAGAGACAUGGGAUAUACACGCACGCAAAACCACUACUUUGCGCCAGCCUGCUUCAAAUCGCUAUCACCAACGGAUAGAGUUCCACACGUGUCUCUAGAUUAUUUUUCGAUGAUAGUGCAUUUUCUGUUUUUUAGGCAACAGAAUUGCACUGCGAGCUAUUCUUUCUGUAAAUUCUUUUCCCCCCUGUGUGAAAUUUCAUGUGAUCCACUGCGGUUUGUCCAGAUACUAGAUUAAAUGUCUCUAUUUUUAGCAUAUUUUUCUGCAGCGCACGUGGCUUGUAUGUAUGCGAUCUUAAGUGUCACGAUUCUCAAGACUGACCCAAAAGGGAAAAGUGUUCAAAAUUGUCUAAAAGUGAUCA
This is a messenger RNA of Aegilops tauschii subsp. strangulata, 4343 nucleotides long. RefSeq lists its product as uncharacterized. Lineage: Eukaryota; Viridiplantae; Streptophyta; Magnoliopsida; Poales; Poaceae. Gene Ontology annotation, cellular component: cortical microtubule. The record is from RefSeq and is a predicted model, not a curated record. Gene Ontology annotation, biological process: cortical microtubule organization.